AUGGGAUGUAUAAUUAAUUAUAAGGAGUCAUUAAAUGUCACUAUACCGCGAUAACCAUUAUAAGAAGAACCUUAUAAAAAUAAUCAUUUCAGAAAUGCCAAAUUGAUUUAUAAUGAAUAAGAAUACACAGAUGAGGUUUUCUAAAGAAUCAAUAUCAAUUUAUCAAAAGAUCCAUGUAGAUUUGAAGCAUUAAAAAAUUAUUAAUGGAAGAGAAUAGCUAAAUCAAAUAUCAAUUAGAAUUUAUGUCGUGAAUUUUAGUACUUGUAAAUCAUAAAGGGAGAGUUGAAAAAUGAUUAAUUUUUAAAUGCCUUAAGAAUCCUUUCGUUCUAUGAUGUAACCAUACGAAAAAUAUUUUUAAUAAAACAGAUCUAGAGCAAUUGCUAAUAUAGGAUAGUUUUAAAUUAAUAAGGAUUCUGGUAAGAAAUUGUGAUUGAUGAUUAUCUGCCUUUUAAUAUGAGUGGUAAACCACUUUUCUCUUUCUAUGAUGGUGAAGAUUAUUGGGUUUAGUUGAUUGAGAAAGCCUUUUCAAAGAUCUAUGGUUGUUAUGAAAAGUUAGAAUAGGUUGAUAUGGCGAAUGAAAUAAUAAGAGAUAUUACAGGAGCGCCAUAUUUAGUGCUAGAUGAGUAAGAGUUCAACCAUUAGGUUAGCAACUAUGUUAACUUGUAAAACGUCUUUUAUUUAAUGGAUGAAAAAAAGGAUAUAUUUUUGAUGUAAAGGCAUGAAGAGAGUAAUUAUUUUUUAGAUUUACAACGCAAGGUUAAACUAAUUAUAAAUGAUUUUAGUAAUUAUAAGCUUUUUUUUAUCCCUUUUGAUGAAUACUACAUCUAAAUUACAUAAUAAAUAGAAAUCCCAAUUAAAAAUUAGUAGGUUAAGUAAGUAAUAUAAAUGACGAUACAGCAGUAAUGUCACGCCUUCAUCACUGUGUCUUAACAGGAUUUAAAGGUAUGCAAUCAAAAUUACUAUGCUCAACUUCACAUUACAAUAGUUGAAGAUAAUAAAAAUAGGAAAAACUUUAAAUUUAUUCAUAGUAAGUAUUAGCAAGUGAGGGAUUUAACAAUUGAAUGCAAUUUAGCUAUUGGAUCAUAUUUAAUUUAUAUUGAAGCCUUUUGGUAAUCAUAAACUAACUAUAAAUUAAAUAUAUAAUCAUAUGGCAAUUGUUAAGUAUAUUUUACAUAGCUGAGUAAGAUGAGAGAAAAUGAAAAAUUAGACUUGUUAAAUGAAAUAAUAUAUUCCCAUUCAAAAAGUUAAAACAAAAGAAUAUAUGGUAAUGAUCAAUUAUAUAGUGUGUAAUCGUAGAUUGGUAGGUAUAAAUAUAUUCUAUUUGAAAAUAACACUCUAAAUUAAACUUUAAAAGUUUUUUUUAAAUUAAUGAAACAUCUUGUAAUUGUUAAUUUUCCAUAUAAUGAUCAAUCAAAUUAACUGAUACAAGUCCUACCUAAUGAAAGGAAAUUAGUAUCAUUUUAAAUUCUCUUGGAAAACGAAGACAAACAUAAUUUUAGUGUAGAGGAGGAAAAUUUUGAAAUUUUAGGACCCUUAACAGAUUAUUAAUUAAUAGAAAAAGCAAUAAAUGAACCCACAUCAAUCAUUUAAAGAAAUGAAUAUAUGAAAAUAUAUAAUUUGAGAUUAGAUGAUGAGUACGCUUUGGUUUAUGUAAAUAAUUCUGAAUAGAAUUAAAUUAAUAAAUUUAAGUUAUAAAGGGAACCGAAACCCAGCACCAUUUAAUGUAGAGGUAUUACCAAAACAACAAAAGUUGUUACGAUUUUAUAAACUUGA
Paramecium tetraurelia is the source of this 1773-nucleotide messenger RNA. RefSeq lists its product as uncharacterized. The record is from RefSeq and is a predicted model, not a curated record. Gene Ontology annotation, molecular function: calcium-dependent cysteine-type endopeptidase activity. The transcript is spliced from 3 exons. Gene Ontology annotation, cellular component: cytoplasm. Lineage: Eukaryota; Ciliophora; Oligohymenophorea; Peniculida; Parameciidae. Gene Ontology annotation, biological process: proteolysis.